Molecule: messenger RNA, 1683 nt
Organism: Didymodactylos carnosus
Lineage: Eukaryota; Metazoa; Rotifera; Eurotatoria; Philodinida; Philodinidae
Source: the annotation of a GenBank genome assembly
AUGCCUUCCCCAAUCGAAUUUAAAUUAUUUGCUCCGCAUAAUAUACAGCGAGCAAAAUUAAUUGGUACCUUUCCUUCAUGGAAUGAAAUUCCUAUGAUCAAAAAUUUAUCUGAUGGUACGUUUCGUUGUUCGAUCAAUUUGGAGGAUGGCGAUUAUGAAUAUAAAUAUCGAAUACAGAAAGAAAACGAUAAACAAGAAUGGAUCGAUGUUAUUGAUCCGUAUGUUAAACAUUUUAAUUCGGAUAAACAAACGGGUAUUAUUCGUAUUGAUCAAGGAAAACAAAUUGUUGACAAAUAUGAAUGGUUAUAUGAUAAUAUCAAAUUGCCCGAGAAUAAAGAUUUAAUACUUUAUGAAUUGUAUAUUGCUGAUUUUACACAAGAAGGGACAUUUACAAGCGCUAUUGCAAAAUUAGAUUAUUUACAAGAUUUAGGUAUUAAUGGAAUUGAGCUAUUACCAAUAUUCGAAACACCUGCUAGUCAUACAUGGGGUUAUACAACAAGAAACUAUUUUUCUUUGAAAACCACUUAUGGUACAACCGAAGACUUUAAACAUUUAGUAGAUGAAUGUCAUCGACGAAAAAUCAGAGUCAUUAUUGAUGGAGUGUAUAAUCAUGUUCACAUGGAACAUUCUCUACUACAAAUUGAUAGGGAUUAUUGGUUUUAUCAUGAUCGAAAACAUCCAGAUGAUCCUAAUCAUUGGGGACCUGAAUUCAAUUAUGAAUAUCAUGAUGAACAAUUAGAUAUUCGUCCAGCUUGGUUAUUUGUUAGUGAUGUUGUUAAAUAUUAUAUUCAAGAAUAUCAUAUUGAUGGUAUUCGAUUUGAUGCUGCUAAACAAAUGUGCCACUAUGAUGUUUUAGAAUAUCUUGAUCAGGAAGUGAGACGAAUGAUACCAAAUAAAUCGUUUUAUGCGGUCGCUGAAUAUGUACCCGAUACACCAACCAUCACGAAGGCAAUGCAUGGACCAUUGGAUGGUUGUUGGAGAAAUACAUUUAAAGAUGGUCUGGUGAAAACAUUGUGCAAAGCAACAAUUAAACAAGAUGAACUACAAAAACCAUCUUAUCCAUUUUCUUCAAAUAUUAUUGAAAUAAUGAAAACUGUUAUUGAUGGCAGACGUCAAGGUUAUUCGACAUCAACAAAUAUUGUCAAUUACGUCUCGUGCCAUGAUAAUGAACGUUUUAUUUAUCGACUGGAACAAGAACAUGGUGAUCCUAUAGAACUAUUUCAACGCGUUCGUUUAGCAUCCAUUUUACUAAUGACAUCCUUUGGUUUACCUAUGUUAUGGCAUGGAACAGAAUUUGGUGAAAAUCGUGAAUUGGGUACACAAAAUCCACAUGAAAAACAAAUGAAAUUACAAUGGAAUUUAUUGAAAGAAAAUGAACAAAUAUUUUGCACCUAUAAAAAAUUAAUUCAUUUAAGAAAACAAUCACCAGCAUUAAAAAGUGACCAUUUACAAUUUAUACAUGAAGAUGUAAAUCAGAAAAUAUUAGCAUAUGUACGUCAGGAAGAUGUACUUGUGAUUGUCAACUUUACAGAUAAGAAUGUCAGAGACUAUCAAGUGGCAAACGUGCCAUUCAAUGGAACAUGGAGAGAAAUUUUAGAGGAAAAAGAAUAUUUGGUAGAAAAUAACCAAUUGAUGACCGAUUUAGACUCUUAUAGUGGGUUGGUACUAAUAAAAAAUGUUUGA